Messenger RNA from Cutaneotrichosporon oleaginosum, 470 nucleotides. RefSeq lists its product as uncharacterized. The record is from RefSeq and is a predicted model, not a curated record. NCBI's taxonomy places the organism in Eukaryota, Fungi, Basidiomycota, Tremellomycetes, Trichosporonales, Trichosporonaceae.
ACACGUGCCCCGGUUCCAUGUCGCCAGACGCCAGACGUCAGACGUCAGACGGCCAGACGGACAGACGGUUGGCGGCUGGCGGCUGGCGGCUGGCGAGGGUCGCGUCAUGCGAUGCUGGCUCGCACCAGCCAGCCUCGCAGCCUCGCAGCCUCUUGAUCCCCAGAUCCGGCGAACGUGUGCCAGCCGGAUAUCGGGAUGUCCGCGGGCGAUAAACGUGCGAUGCACGUGUCAGGCUGGUCCAAACUCUUUGAGCAUCAAGCGCAUCCGACUUGUGCGACUCUGCUACACCAGUCAGUGCCCAUGGCUUUGUGCUGCUUGGGCUAUCAACGUGGGUGGGCGGGGCCCGGUGGAACCGUCUGGAAUAGUGGCUGCGGCGCCGGCCAGCUGGAGGCCAUAGUGGCCUGACUAUAGAGACCUGCGGAGGCCUACUGAGGCCGAACCCGUGGCCGUGGGGAGGCUACCACGUCAUG